ACACAUACGGCACACUACACGUAGUGCGUAGCGUAUGCACUCUGUGAGCAGCAGGCAAGAUGCGUGUAAUUGACAGUUUUUUUCCAGUACAGAGUACAGUUAAUAAAAGUGCAAUGGCAGCUCAUUUAUGUUAUUAAGUAAACGUUAUAAUAGUCUUACAGUUCUAUAAAUAAAAGAAUGUGCAACAUGCCUUGGAUUGACCUACCGAUGAAUUGUUUCAUUAUAUAAACCAUGCUCCUGAAUUCACUGGGAGAAUGCUUUGGCUCUUUCCUUUCAUCGUGGCUGAUCUAGUGGCCACUUUCGAGGUGAUGGUCCCUGAUAAACAACUGAAGGCCAUUCACGGUCGUCCAGCUAUACUUGGCUGUAUGUUCACACCAGAUCCCGACACCUCACACUUGGUGGUUACCUGGCAAAGGCAGGAAGAUGUACGGGUCGUCCACAGUUUCUAUUAUCAAAAGGACCAGUUGGAUCGUCAGAGCCUGCAAUACCGCGGAAGGACCUUCCUGUAUAAUUCAGAGCUUGCUCAAGGAAAUGCUUCUUUACAAAUAACUGAAGUCAACCCAAAGGAUACAGGCCGGUACAUGUGCAUAGUGACCAAUUUACAGGGAAGCUCAAGAGCCCUGGUAGAGUUGACUUAUGGAGCUCUAUAUUCUGAGCCCAGGUUAAGCAUCCAUAUCAACUCCUCAGCAUUCAUAGUGAAGUUUGAGACGGAAGGAUUCCCCAAGCCUGAGGUGAACUGGCUUAGUAAACAGGGUGAAAAUCUCACUCAUCAACUGGAGGUCAUUGAUCUGACAGAAGAUGGAUUCUAUUUCAUAAAGAGCAGCUAUGUAGCCCAGAGGCAAAUGGUUAAUGUUACAUUUACACUGAAGAACCACCUCCUCAACCAGAACCUUGAGAGGCCUGUGAUCCUCGUUUGUGAUGAGGUCACUGCCACAAAUCAAGCACCUGUUGCAGUUAUCAUACUUGCUAUGUUGUGUAUUGUGUUGUUUAUCUGCAUCAUUAUAUUAACAUUACGGAGACGGAAAAUGCAGAGAUCUUUAACUGCAACGAAUUAUGGAGGGAUGUAGGUUAAGGGCUUGUAUCAUUUUUGCUUUCACUCCACCCUUCUCCUCCACAUCAAGAAUGCAAAUUGCAUGGAUUUAGUUAUUAAUCCUUCUCAAGUUUGAAGAAUUUAAUUGUGAAAGUUAUGGGCGUGUGUAAGUGUUUAUGGCAUUAUUAACUGCUGUGCCUUUUUUAUACUUUUUAUGGGUGAGGAUGCUUUAAGCACACUUUCCUUCAAAUAGUUUGAGCAGCUCAUGACAACUAAAAGUCCAUAUAUGCAUAUUUUACAUUUCACUUUGUAUGUAUGUUAAGUGUCCCUCUCCUUACAUUUUUUAUUUCUUUUAUAACAUAUUUACCCUGAACUUCGGCACGUUUCACAUAUAUUGACUGCAGAAGUUAAACAACUUCAAUAAAACGGUGAUGUUCUACAUGAUCAAACACAUCAUUAACCCGUGUUGUCAGUUGACAGUAACCACGCCUGAUCACAGAGCAGUAAAACUAUAAACAAAGUCCACUUAAUCCUA
Molecule: messenger RNA, 1565 nt
Organism: Triplophysa dalaica
Lineage: Eukaryota; Metazoa; Chordata; Actinopteri; Cypriniformes; Nemacheilidae
Exons: 4
Coding region: 255-1067 (270 amino acids)
Source: RefSeq, a predicted model, not a curated record